This is a messenger RNA of Hippoglossus stenolepis (Pacific halibut), 3834 nucleotides long. RefSeq names its product G protein-coupled receptor kinase interacting ArfGAP 2a (gene git2a). Bases 332 to 2752 code for a protein of 806 amino acids. The record is from RefSeq and is a predicted model, not a curated record. Gene Ontology annotation, molecular function: GTPase activator activity; protein binding. The transcript has 22 exons. Gene Ontology annotation, biological process: regulation of ARF protein signal transduction; brain development. Lineage: Eukaryota; Metazoa; Chordata; Actinopteri; Pleuronectiformes; Pleuronectidae.
CCCUGCUGCUUGUCUGACACACACACACACACACACACAAACACUGAAGACUGGCAGGCGGGUAGAGGCUAGUUAGCUAGUCAGGUGCUAACUCAGCUAAGUGGUAGCAUUGUACCUUCCUCCUCCGGGCACCGUAAUAAUGGUGCUAACGUAAGACGCGAACCCGAAGUUAAACCAAGUAGCAGGUCGUCGUUCGGGUUGUUUGUAAUUAGCUAACCGAGGUGUUGCUAACGCGGAAGGCGUCCACACACAGAGUAAUCAAUGGUUAGCUCAACACACAGCACAGUCUGCUCAUUGUGAAGAGACAUUUCCCCCCUGAGCUGAGGACAGGAUGUCUAAACGUCUGAGAAACACUGAGCUCUGCGCGGAUUGUAAUGUCCCAGAACCUCGUUGGGCCUCCGUGAACAGGGGCGUGUUGAUAUGCGAUGAGUGCUGCAGUGUUCACCGAAGUCUGGGAAGACAUAGCUCCCAAGUCCGCCACCUGACGCACACGCCGUGGCCUCCUACACAGCUUCAGAUGGUUCAGACAUUAUACAGCAACGGUUCAAAUUCAAUAUGGGAGCACUCCCUCCUGGACCCUGCAUCUGUGAUGAGCGGGAAACGCAAGGCCAACCCUCAGGACAAACUGCACCCAAACAAAUCAGAAUUUAUAAGAGCCAAAUAUCAAAUGCUGGCAUUCGUCCAUCGCAUGCCUUGCCGAGAGGACGACAGCUCGACAGCCAAGGAUCUAAGUAAGCAACUUCACUCCAGUGUACGCACAGGGAAUCUGGAGACUUGUUUGCGGUUGCUAUCCCUCGGAGCACAAGCAAAUUUUUUUCACCCUGAAAAAGGAAACACUCCCUUGCAUGUAGCAGCAAAGGCAGGGCAAGUAUCUCAGGCUGAACUGUUAACUGUUUAUGGGGCAGAUCCUGGAGCCCCUGACAGCAAUGGCAAAACACCCAUCGACUAUGCAAGGGAAGCUGGCCAACAUGACCUGGCAGACAGACUGAUGGAGAUUCAGUAUGAACUAACUGAUCGACUGGCGUUCUACUUGUGUGGGAGGAAACCAGAUCAUAAAAACAGCCAGCACUUCAUUGUUCCACAAAUGGCCGACAGGAACAUCAGUUUAGACCUAUCAGAACUGGCCAAAGCAGCAAAGAAGAAACUACAGUCUCUCAGUAAUCAUUUAUUCGAGGAGCUGGCCAUGGACGUUUAUGAUGAGGUGGACCGACGAGAGACGGAUGCAGUGUGGUUGGCCACACAGAAUCACAGCACCCUGGUGACAGAAACAACCGUGGUGCCUUUCCUGCCUGUGAAUCCAGAGUAUUCAUCAACACGAAACCAGGGACGACAGAAACUUGCAAGAUUUAAUGCACAUGAAUUUGCAACUCUGGUGAUCGACAUACUGAGUGAUGCCAAGCGCAGACAACAGGGGAACUCAGUGGCCAGUCCCAAAGACAAUAUUGAACUCAUCCUGAAGAGUGUGGCUAUCAGACACUGUAGCGACAGCCAGGACAACGACCAGCCUGACUAUGAUAGUGUGGCGUCGGACGAGGAUACAGAUCCAGAGCUCAACUCCAGCAAAGGAGACAGGACCAAGAGUCUGGACUCUGACCUCUCAGACAGCCCCAUUACUAUGCAAGAAUACUUGGAGGUGAAACACGCGCUCUCAGCCUCUGAAGCCAAGAUUCAGCAGCUCAUGAAAGCCAAUAACAACCUGAGCGAUGAGCUGAGGCUGAUGCAGAAAAAGCUUCAAUCUCUGCAAAGCGACAACUCGUCUCUCAGGCGGCAGGUCACACCCAAUAUCUAUCAGAUCCCCAGCGGUUCAGACUACCCUGACCCUUCCAGUCCCUCAGCCCUGAAACGCCGGCAGUCUGCACGGGCCAGUCGGCCCAUGUCUAUGUAUGAGACCGGCUCAGGCCUGAAGCCCUAUCUCCCUAAAGGGGAAACUUCCUACCCUGAGGAGGGUAUCCCCACCAUGCAACCCUUCCCACCUCAUACGGAAAGGGGCGCAUUUGUGACCACCUCUUCAUCCCUCCCCUCAUUUCCAUCAACCUUGUCAUGGUCGAAGGACGAAAGUGCUCAAAAGGCCUCAAGGUUCGAGAAGCAGAGCAGCAUGCCGGAAAGUGACUAUGACAACACGUUCUACGACUCUGAGCUGGAUGAUUCAGGUUUGUGCAGGAGAGGGAGGCUGAGGAGCAGUGGCUGGCUGGGGGAGGGCAGCUCCAUCCCCGAGCUGGACGGUCUGGAGAUGGAGUCGGACCCCACGCUUCCCAGCACGGAGGACGUCAUCCGCAAAACCGAGCAGAUCACCAAGAACAUCCAAGAGCUGCUGCGAGCUGCUCAGGAGAACAAACACGACAGACCAUGUGAGCGGGAAGGUGUGCGUCGGCUCAGGCACAGUCUGGGAUGUUUCAGCACUCUGGUACCCUGGGCUGACAAGGCCCCCCCUCCCCUGCAGCCGCUCAGCCUCCGGUCCCCUGACCCCACCUCCUGCUUCAUACCCUGCUCAGAAAGAAUAUAUGUGGCUGUAACAGAAAUGGCUGCCCUCUUUCCCAAGAGGCCGCGCUCGGAGACCGUGAGAAGCUCCCUGCGCCUGUUGACCUCCAGCGCGUACCGGCUCCAGGGCGAGUGCAGGAAGGCGUUGCCGUCAGAGGGCUGCCCCGGACCGGACAUGCAGCUGGUCACUCAGCAGGUCAUCCAAUGUGCUUAUGACAUCGCCAAGGCCGCCAAGCAGCUCGUCACCAUCACCACAAAGGAGAACACCAACUAACAGCACUUACAAGGCUGCGAAGCCGUUCAGCAUCUCAGUUCUUUUGUUUUUAUAUAUAUUUUUUCGAAUCAUUUUGUUGAUUUUUGUUUUUGUGGUAUAUGCAUGCAUUUGUUUGUUUUUUAACUUAUGAAUAGGUAUUGACAUUAUUUAAAGCCAGCUCCGAGUUUCAAGGGAAAAAGUCAGCAGCUGUUUUUUGGGAUAUUCAGCUGUUGUAAUAGCACAAUUUCUCUUGAGGUGAAGAUGACAUGCAGCAAGUCAGGGAAAUAUAGAGGCUUCUAGAUUUCUCUCUCAAAAUUAGAGCAAAACUCGCUCUAACUUACAAAUAGUCUUCAAGCACAUUAGUGAACUUAUAUGGUAAUACAGGUAUUUGUUAUCAGUCCAAAGCAAGGCACAGAUUCUUAAAAACCACAAAUGUCAUUGAAUGCUGUUGUUAACACUCUUGUACUAAAGGAGCUUCCUCUGAUUAAUUACACUGUGGAAGCGUUAUCAUCAUACUGUAAAGUUUAAUCUUCAGAAACAGAUUAAUUAGGUAACCUCCAUUAAAUAUUGGGAACUUCAUUUCUUCACACUUUGCAAUGCUAAUGUUUGUUGCAUCAAAAAAAAGCCAUUUAUACAGUUUGUCCCCCGUCCCAGUGUAACCCAGUGUGCAGUGCACUUAUCACAGCUUGAUUUGUCUUGUCAGUGAACUCUUUCAGGAGGCAGGUUGUGAUAUUAACCAGAACCAGGAUGUUGUAAUGAUUUGGUGUGUCUCUAACAGGCUAUAGACUGCACUGUAUUCUGGGCUCCCAUGUGCCAUUGCAGUGUUGGUGAUGUUACAGCAUAUAUAGAGCUAAGAGCCAUACUGUACGUACGUCCAUGUGUUUUGUGCUCUGUUCCGUUGCUGCUAGUUUUUGUAUUAAUGUGCAACAUGUGGGAUAGAGCUGUAGACACCUGCCCUGUUAAUGUGCUUCCCAGCAUUCAUCCUCACCCAAGUGUUUCAUCGUCAUUCUGAAAUCUGAUCAAGGUUAUUUCAUUGAAUGCAGUUCAAAGUCGGACUUUGGAAAAAUAACUAUUUUCUAAAUAAACUUAAUUUAUAACUACAA